GGAAAUGUUAUCGUUGAAACCAAAAACAUGAAAAUACAGGGAAAUCUCAAAAGAAUGUCUUCUAUCCAAAAGCACAAACAUUAGUGUUGGCUAUCUUGUAUUGUAGCAAAUAGAAGAUAUCUAUAGUUAAAUCAAAUAACCAUGGUACUAUUAUUAUGAUUCAAGAGAGUUUUAAACAUGGCAGAAAAAAUUACAAAAGAAUGUUCAGAAGCUGGUCAUUUUUAGCACAAUAUUAAUAGAACCAAAUGCUAUCUUUGACAAGUAUAGAUUCACCCCAUUGGUGGAGUUGCUUUGUUUACUCAAUGGACUACUCUUCUAAAAGCUUUAUGAAAGUGGUAAUAACAAGAUGCUUUGAAAGUAACUUUUCGACUAUGAAUUGAGUAGGCAUGGUGCGGACAUUUACUAUAAUAGAAAAAGAUCAUGCCAAUAUCUUACUUGAACUUGUACUUAAUGUUUAGGCAUGGUGCGGACAUUUACUACUGAUGGAGAAGGGCGUGUUAGGCCGACUGCGUCAGCACGUCGACGUGGCCGCACAAAAGUUACUUCUUCGAAUCCGGUGGCUGAAGAGGAGCCACAUCAGGAAGUAGAGGAGGCCCAGUUGGAUGAUGUUCAUAACAUAGAAGUUGAUGAUUCUGGUGUAGAUGGAUAUCCUGGUGGUCCUAUUGACACUUCUGUUCUUAAGACAUACGGAGACCACGUGGCUGGUCGACUUUGGAAUGGAGAGGAUCGAGGGGAGCUGAGGAUAUUCAACAACGGAAAAAAGAUGAAGCGUGUUAUCAUUGAUCAUGCCGAGGUACAACGCUUAGUAGAGGGAUCGGGACUCCUACCUUUGUUGAAAUGCAGCUAUGAAAUGAUAGACAAGGGACUCAUUUCUGCUUUCGUAGAGAGGUGGCAUCGGGACACCAACAGUUUCCAUCUUCCGAUUGGAGAGAUGACCAUUACCAUGGAUGAUGUGUGGUCUUUGUUACAUAUACCUAUCACUGGGGCAUUCUUCACUUUCACUGUGUUUGACAGGGACCAAGCUGCAAUUGUAUUAUCUGAACUAUUAGGAGUUUCCAUAUCAUUUGCUUGGACUGAGUUUCGUGUCACUAAUGCGUCACAUGUUCGAUUCUCUUGGUUGUUAGAUCUGUAUAAUCAACGUUGUGGUGAGAAACGUUGGGUUGAGGCUGCAAGGGCAUUUUUAUUUUGUCUGGUUGGGUGCACACUCUUCACUGACAAGAGUGCAAACGGAGUAGAUGUUGCAUACUUAGAGUGUUUUCGUGACCUCGAUAGUUGUGGAGGAUAUGCAUGGGGUACUGCUGCCCUUGCCUAUUUGUAUGACAAUCUAUGCCAUGCAAGCCUUCAUCACAUCAAAACUAUUUCGAGUUACCUAACACUGAUGCAGGCAUGGGUUUACGAACACUUCCCUUCUUUAAGAACUAAUUCUUGUAAGUUGAAAUCAAAGUAUAAAGAAGAAUUACCCCGAUCCAUUAAAUGGAAGCCGAAGAGGGAUAAAGGUCAGGUGAUUCCUUUUAGACAAACUCUUGAUAUUAUGACUGUUGAUCAGGUUUGUUGGAAUCCUUACGUUAAACACAGAUAUGUCUGGCCAUUUCAAGAUGCAUCACUUUAUAGGGGUUGGAUCAGGUGGGGUCUUAAGAUGUAUGCACAUCUUCCUGAUAGAGUUUUGCGACAAUAUGGACAUGUACAAAGUAUUCCUUCGUUACCUUGUGAAAUCAUAGGUCAUUCAACCACUCCAAAUGAUAUGGAUGUUAUGUUCACGCAGUAUGCCAUUCAUUUGGUCGAUCCUGGUCCACGUGUAAAUGACCCGUCAGACUGUGUUGACGGGUAUAUGGAGUGGUUUCAUGCGAUCUCUCAUCCUUACAUCAUACGACAAAAUCCAGACACAUCUAGAGAUACAACAUCAUUGCCUAGGGUCAUGCAAAUUCUCAAUACGCUUCUCAACAAGCAAUAUAUUACACCUGAAGGAAUCCCACUUGUGAAUGAGUUAAUGAAUUUGUUAAUUGUGGAGAAUGGUGUUAGUAGAGACUGGUCAAACGUAGAGACAUACAAGCGGAAGAGGAAUGGAGGACUUAGACAGACUCAAUAACUUUAUGCAUUUAACUAGAAGUGCAACUUUAUGCAUUUAAUUAGAAGUGAAACUUUAUGCAUUUUUUAAAACAAGUGCAACUUUAUGUACUUGACUAGAAAUUCAACUUUGUGUAUUUUGAGUACAAUUUUGAUUUAUGUAUUUUGAUCACA
Molecule: messenger RNA, 2238 nt
Organism: Medicago truncatula (barrel medic)
Lineage: Eukaryota; Viridiplantae; Streptophyta; Magnoliopsida; Fabales; Fabaceae
Product: protein MAIN-LIKE 1-like
Exons: 4
Coding region: 461-2086 (541 amino acids)
Biological process (GO): meristem development; meristem maintenance
Source: RefSeq, a predicted model, not a curated record